UGUCCCCCCCGAGAGCGCUGGAGCCACGGAACCCGAGAGAAGGUGCGCUCCGCUGGGACAGAGAAGGCAUAAAGAGACGGGGAGGGAGGGAGGGAAUGAGAUUUCUUGCUACCCAAUCCCUCUUUUCCCCAGGGACAGCAAGCCUUCCCUGGUCCAUCCCUCCCUCUUGUUUGGUAAUCAUUUCAUUUUACUCCUUUUUGAAGCAGUCGUCCGUUUUAUCCCACUUUUCAUUUCACAAUCCCGUGCGCGUCUGUUCGCCUUCUUCUUCAGAGCAAGUUCCCGUUCUCCCCUCUUUCUCCCCGCGACGAGAAGGUCUGCUUGAUCCCGGCUGAUCGUUUCCUUUGAGAUGCUCCACAGCUCUUGCCUUCUCUCCACCCUCUUUUAACUAGAGACCGGUUAAUCUUGAGUGAACUGAACUUGGGUUUGGAAUCUAAAAGAAAGAGGAACACCCAAAGGGAUACGGCAGCGCGUCUUUGGAUAAGGACCUCUUUCCUCUUGUUGCACUUUGGGGAAGAUUUUUUCCCUUUCAGUUGGUUUUUGUUAAUCCAGGUGGUGCAGGAGGAUUAUUCCACUCGAGCUGGUGUUGAGAGACAUCCCCUAGAAGGCUAUUUUCAUGUUCUCCAUCCAGGACGGUCUCCCACGGGGAGCCUUGACCAUGAAAGAAGAGCCCCUUACGAGUGGCAUGACGCCGGUGCGCUCUUGGAUGCAGAGCGCGGGGAUACUGGAUGCCAACACAGCUGCGCAAAGUGGUGUGGGUUUGGCAAGAGCCCAUUAUGAGAAACAGCCUCCCUCGAACCUGCGCAAGUCAAACUUCUUUCACUUCGUUCUGGCCCUGUAUGACCGGCAGGGACAGCCUGUUGAGAUCGAGAGAACCUCCUACGUGGACUUUGUGGAAAAAGACAAAGAAUACAAUGGCGAGAAGACCAACAAUGGCAUCCACUACAGGUUACAGCUUCUCUACAGCAACGGUAUCAGGACAGAACAGGAUCUGUAUGUUCGAUUAAUAGACUCCAUGACUAAACAGGCAAUCCUUUAUGAAGGCCAAGACAAAAACCCAGAGAUGUGCCGUGUUCUCCUCACCCAUGAGAUCAUGUGCAGCCGGUGUUGUGACAAGAAGAGCUGCGGGAACCGAAACGAGACGCCAUCUGAUCCUGUCAUCAUCGACAGAUUUUUCCUGAAAUUCUUUCUCAAGUGUAAUCAGAACUGUUUGAAAAAUGCAGGGAAUCCCCGAGACAUGAGGCGAUUUCAGGUGGUGGUGUCCACAACAGUGAAUGUGGACGGCCAUGUGCUGGCCGUGUCAGAUAACAUGUUUGUCCACAACAACUCCAAACAUGGCCGGAGGGCGCGACGCCUGGACCCUUCUGAAGCAGCCACUCCAUGCAUUAAGGCCAUCAGUCCCAGUGAGGGAUGGACGACUGGGGGGGCCACCGUCAUCAUCAUUGGGGACAACUUCUUUGACGGUUUACAAGUGGUCUUCGGCACAAUGCUAGUUUGGAGUGAACUCAUCACACCUCACGCUAUCCGGGUGCAGACGCCCCCUAGACACAUCCCUGGGGUCGUGGAGGUCACACUCUCCUACAAGUCCAAGCAAUUCUGCAAAGGAGCUCCGGGACGUUUCGUCUACACAGCUCUGAACGAACCCACCAUAGACUACGGCUUCCAGAGGCUACAAAAGGUCAUCCCUCGUCACCCUGGAGACCCGGAGAGGUUACCUAAGGAGGUUCUUCUGAAAAGAGCCGCAGACCUGGUGGAGGCACUGUAUGGAAUGCCUCAUAACAAUCAGGAGAUCAUUUUAAAGCGUGCUGCAGACCUGACGGAGGCGUUGUACAGCGUGCCUCGGAGCCAUAACCAGUUGCCCUCGCUGACAGGCUCCGGCGCUCACUCGGGCAUGAUGGGAGUUAACUCUUUCAGCAGCCAGCUCGCCGUCAACAUCUCUGAGGCCUCACAGGGAGACCAAGGUUACUCUCGUAACUCAAACAGUGUGUCUCCUCGCGGGUACGUGCCGAGCUCCACACCCCAGCAGUCCAAUUACAACACCAUCACCUCCACCAUGAAUGGAUAUGGAGCCGGGAUGACCAACCUGGGCGUCCCUGGAUCCCCAAGUUUCCUCAACGGAUCCGCCGCCAACUCUCCUUACGCAAUCACCCCCUCCAGUCCUCUAUUGGAGCCUCAUGCUUCCUCUUCCUCCUCUUCUUCAUGCAUCCCUACUUCCAUCUCUCUGUCUGCGGGCCCUUUCUCAUUCUCUCCUGUCCAUAUGAUCUCUGCAGUCAAACAGAAGAGCGCCUUCGCGCCUGUCGUCCGGCCACAGACCUCCCCGCCCCCCACCUGCACCAGCACCAAUGGGAGCAGUCUACAGGCUAUGGCUGGUCUGAUUGUCCCUCCCAUGUGAAGAGGAACCUCUAAGGCUUCACUGAGCCCACAACAAACUCACUGGCUCACCAAAUCUGUCUGACACUCUCUUAUCGAACAUCACCAGUCCUACGAGGAGCUGCCCGAAAAGAACCUCUACACCUGGAUCGCUAAAAAAAAAAGAAAAAAAAGAAAAGUGUACCUGGCCUGCAAAUGUCCCAUGUCCUCAAAUGUCAAUAGAUGUGUUUGUUUUGCUCUCUAUGACUUCAUCCUUUGAGACUCGCCAUACCGGGUGGCAUAAAAGCUGGAUAUUAUCGCAAUGUGAAUGAGAAGCCAAGGUUUUGAUACGUUCACGGCCGUAGGGGCUUCUUUGCAUGGCUGAUGUUGUCUGUAGACUGUCCGUUUCAUACUGUAUAUCUGUCCUGUUUCCACUGUGAGAAGAGAGAUGCCACUCAUCCAGAUGGGACUGUGACGACUCAAAAUGCCAUUUGGAAACCACUCAUUCCUAAUUACGAAAUGCAACAUAAAGCUGAUGCAAUUUCCUUUCGCUUUUGUUUCAAACCAUCAAAUGAGAACACAAACAAAUGAUUCCAGACUGAAGAGCGCGAUAUUUAGUAAUCAUCAGGAUGAUGAUGGAUGUCAGUCAUUUUUACUCAUACUGUUUCUGUAGUUCCUGUAUAGUUCCAGGUGUGUGGAUAGGUAGAUUUAAGCCAGGAAUGCUUUCUGCAGUUUUAAUCACAUUUAGGUACCAGACUUAUUGUUGAACUUCUUAUUGUGCUUUUUUGUAUGUAUUUAUACAAGUUUGUUUGUUUUGGGAUUUCUUCGGUGAGUUAGGCCUGAAUAAUAGUAUCAAAUAUCUAUGUCAACACAUUUGAUGUCUUAAUACCUUUUAGAUAUUGUAAAAAGAGUGAAAAAUAAAAGCGAUUACAAUUUUUUUUGUAAAAACAAAAAUGACAAUGACAAGAAAAAAAAAAGAAAAAAAAAAAGGUCUGGACAUGACCAAGACACCUGUUUUUUAAAAGCAGGAUGCAAAGCUCCACCGCUUUUGUAAAAAAAAAAAAAAAAAAAGAAAAAAAAAACUUUUUUCAAUCGUAUAUUUAAUGUUUUCUUUUUGCAAAAAGCAUUUGUGUUCUUGUUCCCCCCUCUUGUCUCGUGUGUUCUCGUGAAACGUGUAUGAUCAUAGUUAUUUCCUAAUGCACUUUUUUUGUUGGGGCACUUACAAAAGCUAUGUAUGUUAGCAAGCAGAGCAAAAUAAUAAAAAAAAAAAAAAAAAAAAAAAUUGAAAACCUAUACAAAUAUGCACCAGUAUGUUUUCAGACGAGUUUCUUUUAAUUGAUUACUCUUUGCUUUGGUCAUGAUAACUGAAAUGGCUAAUCGUUCAUCAUGUGAUUUUUUUAAUGUUUCUAAAAUGUUUCCAUAAUACUUCUCUGUCCUUGUUUAUUUUACAUUAGAUAUGCAUUUUUUCGACAGAUAAAAAGUUAACAUUUCUAUCUAAUGUGCUGAUAAAUAUGCCACAUGUUGAAACGAAGCACAUUUUGACGUGGAAUCAUUCAUUGACGUCAGUGUUGCUGGAGAUGUUCUUAGCUGUUGCACACACAUGCACAAGUUAUGCAAUUUGUAUUCAAAUGCAACUCGCAAGUCACAUUUCGGUGGAUUAGCUGUGAAAUUAAUUAACGGAAGGAAAUAUAAGGAUGCCUUAAAAUAGGAUGUGCUCCAGGACAGUAUAUCUCAAAUAACAAAUAAACAAUAUUAAAAACUGUCUGAUACAAUGCAUUUAAAUACUUAUGAAACGGCAAUGUUUUAGGUCUUAGUAGGAAAAAGGUAGAAAAUUAUUGUGGAAAUAUGACUUCGGUAAUCAUUGUAUUGCAGGUUGUCAUCUUCACGAAGGAGGUUACUUAGUCAUGUUUGGUUUUGUUUCUGUUUGUGAUUAAAUACUAGAAACUGACCACUUGGAAAUAAUGUAAUUUUAAUAUUCCAGUUAUGAUUUUUCUCUAUUUUCCUGAAGUGAGUGAAGGUGUGUUUGCUAAGAUGAAAUGUGAAAGAAAUUGUGGUUUCUGAAGACCUCUUUUAAUUUUCCAGGUGACCUAAUUACUUUACAUUUGUCCUUUUGGGGUUUAGACAUAAAUGGGGUAAAGAAAAUACAAUUUGACAGUGCCCUAUUAUAUUAAAACAGCUGAAUUCAAUCUCAAAGUUCACUUGAAAACAUCUCAGAGAACCAGCUUGUCUGGAAACACACACACACACACACACGUCCAUCCAUUUCACCCAUGCAUUCAGUUUCCUAAUAGCUUGUGAAAGGUUUUUUUGUCAUAGAUGUAGAGAGCUGGCUUCUGCUUUCUUUUUUCAAAACCAGUUUUCUUUGGAAAUGUUAAACUCGAGGUGAAAUAGAGAAAGGUACUGCAUCUUUGUGAAAUAUGAAAUAUUAUAUCAAAAUAUAUCAAAGCACAAUGUUUAAUUAAUGUCUUUAGAAUUCAGACAGGGAGAUGUAUUCUACUUUCCUUUUUUUUCUCUCUGACCAUGCUGUAAAUAAAUGCAUGUUUUUCCUUCGUUUUUAUUUCAGUUUUUUUUCCUGUGAUCCCGUGCUUUUUGUACAGAAACUGAAAAUAAAGAUUACAUUUGGCUUGAAAA
Carassius gibelio (silver crucian carp) is the source of this 4977-nucleotide messenger RNA. Its product is annotated as transcription factor COE3-like. Lineage: Eukaryota; Metazoa; Chordata; Actinopteri; Cypriniformes; Cyprinidae. Gene Ontology annotation, molecular function: RNA polymerase II cis-regulatory region sequence-specific DNA binding; DNA-binding transcription factor activity, RNA polymerase II-specific. Bases 614 to 2389 code for a protein of 591 amino acids. Gene Ontology annotation, biological process: regulation of transcription by RNA polymerase II. The record is from RefSeq and is a predicted model, not a curated record. The transcript is spliced from 16 exons.